Messenger RNA from Racocetra persica, 506 nucleotides. Lineage: Eukaryota; Fungi; Glomeromycota; Glomeromycetes; Diversisporales; Gigasporaceae. The record is from the annotation of a GenBank genome assembly.
AAGAUUUAAAAAAGGCCUUUAAAAAGAUUUUUGGAAGCGAUUUUUUUCAAGCAUCUGAAAGAUUUGCCAAGAAGUCCACUAAUUUAUUAGAAUAUGACGAAACCAAAUUUUUCAACCCUUAUGUCGUUAGGUACCGAGCAUUAAGUAGCAAGGUUGAAUUAACCGAAUUAUUUCAAAUCCUCUCUCAUAUUAGUAAAUACCGCGGCUACAAAGAGUUUUAUCUUGAUAAUAGUCUUGAAGAAAAAGAUGAAGAGACCAAAAAGACCUAUGCGGCAGUUGGAGAAGCAAAAAGAGAAAAAUUAGAAGAAGAGGUCAGAAAAAUCCUAAUUGAACAAAGUAAGCAUUACUCCCAACUGCCUAAAAUAUUUGAAAAAAGUUUAGAAAUUAAUAGAAUAAGGGAAACCAGAACCGAUAUUGAAAAAAUAAUUUUUCGUCAAAGAGAUUUUGAAGAUGGCCCAACCAAGAUUGAACCUAAAAACCAAGAGCAAAAAGAAAUUAUUCACUGA